GUCGUAGUCGCAGCCGCUCCAAUAGCUAUUCACCUCGUGAUCGUGCCACACCAACAUACUCGCCUGUAAGAAAAAGUCGAAGUUAUUCAAGAUCUCGAUCUCGAUCAUAAUAUUGAGGACCUAAUGAGAUCUGAAGUUAAUCAUGUCUUCCACCGAAAACUUCACAUAUUUGUUUGAUCGCCCAACUGAACCUAUUUUCAAACCCAAAGGUGAUGAUGAAGAUGUCGCUUUUAUCGUUCCAGACGAAUACUUGGAUGAGCGAUAUAAACCAGCUGCAUCCGAUUUGCAAACUCGUUUUCCAGGAGCUAAGCAAAUUAAGAUUAAUAAAAUCAAUAAAAUCCCUGACCUAUCACUUCCCUUGUCACUUGACAAGAAUACACCAUUUACUUUAUUUAACCCUAUGCACUGCUCGAUGUCAUCAAGACUCAUUACUGUUUUUAUGGAAACAAAAUCAACUGACGAGUUAAUGUCCUUGGCAGUAUAUUGUCGUGAAAAGAUGAACCCAUUUAUGUUUGUGUAUGCUUUAUCAGUGGUUAUGCUUCAUAAACCAGAGACUCGAAGUAUACAAUUACCUUCACAUGCUGAAAUGUUUCCUGGACUUUAUGUUGAUCCUACAGUAUUAAGUCGUGCCAGAGAAGAAGCAGCAGCCGUUCCUACUGGCAACAGAAUACCGAUUGAAAUCCCACGAGAUUAUACAGCAUCUGAUUUAGACAUUGAGCAUAGACUACAAUACUUCCGUGAAGACAUUGGAGUGAAUCUUCAUCAUUGGCAUUGGCAUUUAGUGUAUCCAUUUGAUGGACCACGAAAUAUUGUAGAAAAAGAUAGAAGAGGAGAACUUUUCUACUACAUGCAUCAACAGAUAAUAGCUAGGUAUAAUUUUGAGCGUUUGAGCAAUCGAAUGAAUAGAGUAGUUCCAUAUACAAACUUACGUGAACCAAUAUUAGAAGGCUAUUUCCCUAAAUUGGAUACAGUAGUUGGAAAUCGCGUAUGGCCAUCGAGAAGUGCUAAUACAAGAUUAUCGAAUUUAAACAGAGAAACUGAUCAGGUCAGAUUUAACCUCGAAGAUUUGGAACUCUGGAGAGAUGAAUUGUUCAAAGCUAUUCACUCUGGGUUCAUUACUGAUACUAAUAACCAACAAGUAAGAUUAACUGAAAUGGAAGGCAUUGAUAUUCUCGGUAACUUAAUAGAAGCAAGUAUUUUAAGUCGGAAUCCAAAUAUCUACGGAUCUUUCCAUAAUAACGGUCACUUGGCUAUUGCAUACUCACACGAUCCUGACAACCGAUAUUUGGAAAACUAUAGCGUAAUGGGAGACUCUACAACAGCAAUGCGAGAUCCUGUAUUUUAUCGUUGGCAUGCAUAUAUUAACCACAUUUUCACGGAAUUUAAGGCAGUCAUUCCUCGAUACACUAUUCAAAAUUUGAGUUUUGAUAACGUAAGAGUAACUAGUGUGGAAGUGGCAUCGGGAAAUUCAUUAGCUCGUAAUGAAUUUGCAACUUAUUGGCAACAAAGCGACAUUGAUUUAACCAGAGGUUUAGAUUUUGUACCUCGAGGUUCUGUGUAUGCUCGUUUUACUCAUUUACAGCAUGCUUCAUUCACAUACAGAAUUGUGGUUGAAAAUAAUGGUAAUCAACGAGUAGGAACUGUACGUAUAUUCAUUGCUCCCAAAUUUGAUGAAAGGGGUCAACCUAUCCGUUUUAACGAUCAGAGACAACUUUUUGUUGAACUUGAUAAAUUCAGCUAUGAAUUAAGAAGAGGAAGAAAUGAAAUCGAAAGGCGUUCAAUUGACUCAUCUGUAACAAUACCGUUCGAAACAACUUAUAGAAAUUUGAAUAGUAAUAGACCUGCAGCGAAUACUGCUUCAGAAGGAGUUUUUAAUUUCUGUGGAUGUGGAUGGCCACAAAAUAUGUUGAUUGCCAAGGGAACGCCUGAAGGUAUGCCUUGUGAGCUCUUUGUAAUGGUUUCAAACGGUGCUAAUGACCAAGUGGAGAACUCUGGCCGAGGAAACUUAACUUGUGAUGAUGCAUCUAGUUAUUGUGGUGUCUUGAAUGCACGAUACCCAGAUGCUAGAUCAAUGGGUUAUCCAUUUGAUCGUCCUGGAAGAGAAGGUGUAGUUUCGUUGCGUCAAUUCCUUACACCUAACAUGAUUGUACAAGAUGUAAUUAUUCGAUUUUCAAACAGAGUUGUUGCUCCAAGAGCACAAUCAUCUGACAAUCAAGCCAGACCAAGUUCUGGAUCAGGAAAUAGAAGACAAUGAAACUAAAAUUUUUUAUGAAAAUAAAAUAAAUAAACUACAAUAUUUAACUAUCAUACAUUUAUUCAACUUAUUUUAUAACUCUAAAAUAACCAACUUAAUUUAUGUUAUUGUUUUAUUAAUAAAGCUAAAUAUAUUUUAAUACUUAAUACAACUAUAAUAACGUGUAGAUUUAAUAAAUAAAUUACUUAUUUUCAAAAAUAAUAA
Molecule: messenger RNA, 2458 nt
Organism: Daktulosphaira vitifoliae (grape phylloxera)
Lineage: Eukaryota; Metazoa; Arthropoda; Insecta; Hemiptera; Phylloxeridae
Product: serine/arginine-rich splicing factor 1-like
Exons: 13
Coding region: 143-2254 (703 amino acids)
Cellular component (GO): nucleus; cytoplasm; ribonucleoprotein complex
Molecular function (GO): mRNA binding
Source: RefSeq, a predicted model, not a curated record